Engraulis encrasicolus (European anchovy) is the source of this 3186-nucleotide messenger RNA. It is a transcript of the gene cnot2, whose product is annotated as CCR4-NOT transcription complex, subunit 2. Gene Ontology annotation, cellular component: CCR4-NOT core complex; P-body. The transcript has 15 exons. The record is from RefSeq and is a predicted model, not a curated record. NCBI's taxonomy places the organism in Eukaryota, Metazoa, Chordata, Actinopteri, Clupeiformes, Engraulidae. Bases 91 to 1662 code for a protein of 523 amino acids. Gene Ontology annotation, biological process: regulation of stem cell population maintenance; regulation of DNA-templated transcription; nuclear-transcribed mRNA poly(A) tail shortening.
GGGAAAGGGUGUCCACCCAGGAUUCUCUAUUGUAGAACCCACAGCCAUCUUGGAUCUGCUGGAAGGGAAAUUAAUGUGGUGACAAACGGUAUGUUUGGUGCAACAAGGAAGAAGUUUGGAGAGGGGGUUGAUGGCGACUACCCUGAUGACAGUAUGUACUAUGGCCAGCCAUCCAUGUUUCCACAUCGAUCAGAGAAAGACAUACUGGCGUCUCCCUCCCCCUCCUCAUCAGGGCAGUUAUCACAACUGGGUGCAAGUCUGUACGGACCCCAAAGUGCACUUGGCUUCCCUAUGAGGGGCAUGAGCAAUAACACCCCACAGCUAAAUCGCAGCCUAACACAAAGCGUCCAGAUACCGAGCCAUAUUACUCCGACGACAGGGGUACCCACAGUGUCACUUCACACUCCACCCUCGCCUAACCGGGGUAUCCUGCCCAUGAACAGCCGGAACAUGAUGAACCAUUCGCAGGUGGGCCCGGGGCCCGGGCUGGGCAUGAGCGGCCGGACCAACAGCAUGAGCAGCUCGGGGCUGGGCAGCCCCAACCGCAGCUCCCCCAGCAUCAUAUGCAUGCCCAAGCAGCAGGCGGCACGACAACCCUUUACCAUCAACAGUAUGUCUGGCUUUGGAAUGAACAGGAAUCAGGCGUUUGGCAUGAACAGCUCCCUAUCAAGUAACAUCUUCAAUGGCACAGAUGGAAGUGAAAAUGUAACGGGUUUAGACCUCUCAGACUUCCCAGCGCUAGCGGACAGGACUCGGAGGGAGGGGGGCGUCAACCCCACACCCCUACACAACCCCCUGGCAGGGAGAGCACCCUAUGUCGGGAUGGUCACGAAGCCAUCGAACGAACAGUCUCAAGAUUUCUCGAUUCACAACGAGGACUUCCCUGCACUCCCUGGGCCCAACUACAAGGACUCCACAUUAACCAGUGACGAGGGCAAAUCGAAUCUGAACUCUUUAAACAAGAACAGUUCUACUGUGGACGGGCCAAAGUUUCCUGGUGAUAAGCCAUCAACACAGAACAACAGCCAACCGAAAAAAGGCAUUCAGGUUUUACCUGACGGUAAGGUGACCAACAUUCCCUCGGGGAUGGUGACGGACCAGUUUGGGAUGAUCGGACUGUUGACGUUUAUCCGAGCAGCGGAGACGGAUCCUGGAAUGGUCCAUUUGGCACUGGGCAGUGACCUAACAACACUAGGUCUCAACCUCAACUCCCCAGAGAAUUUGUAUCCCAAAUUUGCCUCUCCAUGGGCCUCAGCACCAUGUCGACCACAGGACAUCGACUUCCACGUCCCAUCGGAAUACUUGACCAACAUUCACAUAAGGGAUAAGCUGGCUGCCAUCAAACUGGCUCGAUAUGGUGAAGACCUUCUAUUCUACCUGUACUACAUGAAUGGCGGAGAUCUCUUGCAACUCCUGGCAGCGGUGGAACUCUUCAACAGGGACUGGCGGUACCACAAGGAGGAGCGGGUUUGGAUCACACGAGCGCCAGGCAUGGAGCCCACACUAAAGACCAACACCUACGAGAGGGGGACGUACUACUUCUUUGACUGUCUUAACUGGAGGAAAGUAGCAAAGGAAUUUCACCUCGAAUACGACAAGCUGGAGGAGCGGCCCCACGUGCCAACGACCUUCAACUACAACCCAGCGCAGCAGGCCUUCUGAAAGCCUCCUGUUCCCCUGCUCUUCAGCUGGCUCUGUGGAGCCAGGGCAGGCAGGGGCACCUAUUUGCCCCAUCCUGCCCCACUCCACUCCACCACACUCCGCCCUGCUCUGCCCUUGCUAAACUAAGACCACUGCUGCUGUUGCUGCCACCACUGUCCACUUGCUCUGGUUCUGGUUUUGGUUCCGAGGUCCACAAUACACUCACCUGCUACUGGACUAGUACAGGCCAUAGGGCCGAGUCACCUUUCCUACUCCACCCACCAAGUGGGGAAAGGGGUGAAAAGGGUCUCUGACAUCACCAACAUCCACAAUAGUUCCUAGUGUCGCAUACACUCAGUUUUUAAAACUCCGUCUUCUUUUUGGCUUCGUUGGCUCCUCUUCCUCCACCUCCAUUGUCCUUCUAUUUCAGCUGGAUCUUUGUUUACGUCUGGUCCAAGGUAGGAUAACACAGGUCAACAACAGCACACACACACACACCUCUGUGACAGAACAAAAAGGCUUAAAUAAAUGCUGUAGUUUCCAAAGUGUACGGAACUGAAAUCAGAAGCGUUGUGGAUGCGUGCAGCAGUGCUGUGGUCGAGGCAGACGUCUGGGUGGCAGAAGACAUGCAGUGUUUCGUUGUUGCACUACUUGGUAAUAAAGGAACAGGUCGUUUGUUUGUUUUUUUCUACACGGGGAAAAUUUUUCUUUUUAUUACAUCUUUUUUUUUGUUGCAUCCUCAUUUCUUUCCUGGCCAUUAGUGACACAUUCCCACCACCAACCAGCUGUAAGGUCACAGAGGCAAAAAAAAAAAGUCUGCGAAGGAACUUUGAUAUCUGAACGGGUUUGCUCAGCCCUCCUCCUCCACCCCCCAAAAAGUAAUUACAGACCAGAGACUGUUAAAGUGACUGUUUUAACACAACCUUGAGGAGUUUAGCCACCCCUCGCAGCAAGCGGUUGUGAAAAGUGAAGUCACCAAGCUUCAUUUGUUGCAGACUGAAUGGUAACACUUUCCAGUCUUUGUUACAAGUUUUGUAAUAAAUGUGUACAUUUUUAAUUUUUUGGACAUCACAUAAAUAAAAGAUAUGUAUGUAUGGAUGUGUAUAUAUAUAAUAUAUAAGUAUAUAUAGUGAUAUCUAUAUAUAUUCAGUGUCUAUUUUGGAGAGUACAAAAUAAAAAAAAGCCCUGCCACCUCGUUUUUUUCAUGAGGCCAGCAAGGUUGGCAUUAUGACGUUCAGUAAACGGGACAUGAUGGUGGACACGAGGUCUCAUCAGUCACACCCCUGUGCACUUACAACGGCAACUACGGAAGGCGGACAGGACUGGAGCGUGCCCAACCUGAUGUGCACUCACUGUCCACGAAGAUCCUUGAUGCAACACGACCAGAUGAUUAAAGAUGUUUCAUGACCAGCUUUUGAAUUGGAAGUCUUUCAUAGAUAAAUACCGAAAUGAGAGUACUAUUGAAGAAAAAAAAAAACGAUCUUGUAUUUUCUGACUUCAUUCUAAGUUCUUUUGUUUGUAAUAAAUUACAGGUUUUCCUCACGA